Messenger RNA from Harpegnathos saltator (Jerdon's jumping ant), 1511 nucleotides. RefSeq lists its product as uncharacterized. The record is from RefSeq and is a predicted model, not a curated record. Gene Ontology annotation, cellular component: plasma membrane. Gene Ontology annotation, molecular function: odorant binding; olfactory receptor activity. Lineage: Eukaryota; Metazoa; Arthropoda; Insecta; Hymenoptera; Formicidae. The coding region runs from base 712 to 1497 and encodes 261 amino acids. Gene Ontology annotation, biological process: sensory perception of smell; detection of chemical stimulus involved in sensory perception of smell. The transcript has 4 exons.
AACUAUGUGAAGACAUCUUGUAACACUAGCAUAGUAUUAGCCAUGAAUAUGCCCAGUAGUGGUUAUUAAAUAAUACUAAAUUCGACCAAGAUAUCCGCAAAGUAUAAAAUGCAAAGUCAAAUGCAGCGUGCUUGGAGCGAACGUUCCCAAAUAUAGCUACUGGUUUAAUUUAAAAGCAUACUUAAUCCUGCACAUCAUUUUCUUCUCACCAUCACUGCCGAAAUCUUUCGUUGAAUUGUCAAAGGUUAGAAUGUAAAAUUCGAAGUAGUUUACUGAACGUGAUAUAUCGACGAAUUCAGGAGUACUGCACGUCGCAACGGUUCACGUGAGAAUGCGCUUUUUCAGCAAUGUACGCAUGCGCAAGUAUGAAACGUGGACAGGAAUAUCCUUUAACCAUGCUGCAGGGUCGAACAUUAUUAUUACGAUAAAAGCAGCAUUUUAUGCAAUUGACUUAAAUUCUAUACUAUAGUCGUCUUUGCGACCGCGCGAGAGGAUCUCGCCCAGCAUUCGAAGCAUUCCAUAAAUUUUUAGUGUGAUUUAAACUUUUACUCAACACCAUCCCCUAUCUCUUGAAACGUUAAUUGAAUAUUAAACCUAAUGUGCGAAAAUUGUGAUACGAAAAGUGUGGUAAUAGCCCAUAAUUAUUCGUAGAGCCUUGCAGUGUCGAGUAGCUUACUCUUUUCCGUAUUCGCGUCAGUAUUCUUGCACGAAAUGGAUGUUAUCAUGAAGUAUUAUAAUAUUAACCGCCUUCUCUUAUUGAGCAUCGGAUUGUGGCCGUAUCAAAAGAGCACGUCUAAUAAGAUUUAUAUAGUAUUCAUGCUUAUCAUUUUCACGCAAACCUUCGCUUUGCAGAUGGCUUCAUUCCUCACAAUGGAUUUCAGCGUUCAUCUAUUUUUAGAAGUUCUGUCAACAAUAUUCAUAACUAUUGUUUUCCUUUUCAAAUAUAAUACGAUUUAUCUCAAUAUGCAUAAUAUAAAGCUAUUCUUAGAACGCAUUGAGUACGAUUGGAGUACGCUAAAAGACUCGACGGAGAUUGAAAUAAUGAAGAAGCAGACUAACAUUGGGCGGUUGUACACGAAAUAUUUUACGUUGACCAUGUAUAUAAUUACCUUCUUGUUUGUCAUGACGCAUUACGUGCCAUUUAUGCUGGACAUUGUAAUACCAUUAGCUGAACCUCGACCACGAAAGAUUCUGAUAGCCAUAGAAAUGUUCAUCGACAGACACAAAUACUUUCAUCUAAUAUUGUUAUAUAUAAUAUUGAUAAGCUCAUUCGGUAUGACUACUAUAAUAGCGGCCGAAACUCUGUUGAUGGCAUUAAUGCAACAUACGUGUGGAUUAUUAAAAGUUUCCAGGUAUUGUUCCUCUCUGAAAAAUACUGUCUUCGGCAUGUUCGUCAUAUGGAAGUGUUCAUCAUUUGCGAAUUUCGUGAGAUCACAAUUCUCCAUAAUCGCACUUAUGUUAUAUUUGCAGUUAUCGAAUAACAUGCGCUUUCGAUAAUGAUUACCAUUCGG